GGAGGUCUCUAUACCAUGGCUCGUACAAAGCCGACUGCCCGCAAAUCCACCGGCAGAUCCACCGGUGGUAAAGCACCCAGGAAGCAACUGGCCACAAAAGCCGCUCGCAAGAGUGCGCCCACUACUGGAGGGGUGAAGAAACCUCAUCGCUACAGGCCUGGUACAGUGGCACUCCGUGAAGUUAUGAUUUGCAAACUUCCCUUCCAGCGUCUGGUGCGAGAAAUUGCUCAGGACUUUAAAACAGAUCUGCGCUUCCAGAGAGCAGCUAUAGGUGCUUUGCAGGAGGCAAGUGAGGCCUAUCUGGUUGGCCUUUUUGAAGACACCAACCUGUGUGCUAUCCAUGCCAAACGUGUAACAAUUAUGCCAAAAGACAUCCAGCUAGCACGCCGCAUACGUGAAGAACGUGCUUACGAAUCCACCACGAUGGGAAACAUUUCAUUAGAAAAAAUUCUCUUCUUCCUGUUAUUGCUAGUUCUGAACGUUAUUUUUUUUCCCAUGGGGUCAAAAGUAACUCGAAACACGCUUCCGUCGGAACUCCGGAGAACUUCAACCUUAGCUGAUUCGAAUGUAUCGAGGAAGAAUUCUAAACUGCUGGUGUUUAGAAGUGGCGUGCAGCCCCAUAUGGAUGGCCAGUGUGCACUUCUCAUUCUCCAGGAUAAUUUGGCAAAGGACAAGAAAUCAUUUAAAGAAGAGAAACUUUCCAGAGUUGUUAUCUUGUCCAACGAAUUUAAAGAUGUCUGUGAAAAGAAACAUAUAUUCCUCAUGGGAAUAUAUCCAGGGAACGCUCCUAUUCAUAAUCUCCGUGGGCAGAUCCGAACAAGUUUUGGGAAAGCAAUUGCGAGAGACGCCUCCACGGAACCCGCGCUCAGAUGUCAAAGGCUGACGUUGUUGGUGACGUCAUCCAGGGCGGGGCUGCAUAGGGUUCCUGAAAGCGGUUUUGAGAGUUGGUCAGUCAUGUCUGGACGGGGUAAGGGUGGGAAAGGCUUAGGUAAAGGAGGCGCUAAGCGUCACCGCAAGGUUUUGCGGGACAACAUUCAGGGCAUUACUAAGCCAGCCAUCCGGCGCCUUGCUCGCCGCGGCGGUGUCAAGCGUAUUUCUGGCCUUAUCUAUGAGGAGACACGUGGUGUUCUGAAGGUGUUCCUGGAGAACGUGAUUCGUGAUGCAGUUACUUACACGGAGCAUGCUAAACGCAAGACUGGCCGCCCAAUUUUUCGUAAAAGAGCGGACAUCUUGUUAUCCUGUUCCAGGUUUUUGCUGAAAAAGCAGUCGUGCACUAGUGUGCAUUUGCAGGAUCUCAAGGAUUACGGAAGUUGUAGGAAACUCGGGGAAGACUCCACGUUACUGUUUUCAAAAUGGCGGGGAGGACUGAGAACAAAGAAGGCUCGCAUCCAGGCGGCGGUCCUUAAAGGCGAAUCCGUGAGCGCAACAGAUCUCCCUGAUUCUGUGGCUCCUGAUGGAUCUGAGAAGAUGGACGUGGAGGAUGAAAAUCUGUCUGAUUAUUUUGAACUGAUGUUUGUUGCUGUGGAGAUGCUGCCCAUAUGUAACUAUUUACUUGGAGCUGGUGUACUUGGUGACAGCCUUGGUGCCCUCCGACACCGCGUGUUUGGCCAGCUCCCCGGGGAGCAGCAGGCGCACGGCCGUUUGGAUCUCCCUGGAAGUGAUAGUCGAGCGCUUGUUGUAAUGCGCCAGGCGGGAAGCCUCGCCUGCGAUACGCUCAAAAAUGUCGUUGACGAAGGAGUUCAUGAUACCCAUAGCCUUGGACGAGAUGCCGGUGUCGGGGUGGACCUGCUUCAGCACCUUGUACACGGCAGCAAAGCUGGCGCCAAGGCUCAAACGCACUCUUCCAGGGCUGGUCUCCAAUUUUCUGUGGGCCGAGGGCACCGCCUGCUCCGCAACGGCAACUACGCCGAGCGGGUGGGGGCCAGCGCGCCCGUGUACCUGGCGGCGGUGCUGGAGUACCUGACCGCCAAGAUCCUGGAGUUGGCGGGCAGCGCGGCCCGCGACAGAAGACCUGCGUCAUUCCCCGACGCCUGCAGCUGGCCAUCCACCGCAAGAAGCUCAACAAGCUGCUGGAUGGCCCGCACCAAGCAGACUGCACGCAAGUCCACCGGUGGCAAAGCACCGCGCAAGCAGCUGGCCACUAAGGCGGCUCGGAAAAGCGCGCCGGCCACCGGCGGCGUGAAGAAGCCUCACCGCUACCGUCCCGGCACCGUGGCUCUGCGCGAGAUUCGUCGCUACCAGAAGUCGACUGAGCUGCUGAUCCGAAAGUUGCCUUUUCAGCGCCUGGUGCGAGAAAUCGCUCAGGACUUCAAGACGGAUCUUCGCUUUCAGAGUUCCGCGGUGAUGGCCCUGCAGGAGGCCUGCGAAGCCUAUUUGGUGGGGCUCUUUGAGGACACCAACCUGUGUGCCAUCCAUGCUAAGCGAGUGACUAUCAUGCCCAAGGAUAUUCAGCUCGCUCGCCGCAUUCGUGGGGAGAGAGCGUAGAGGUUUCUGGGUAAUAAUUCUCUCCAACCCAAAGGCUCUUUUAAGAGCCGCCUACUUUCACCCGAAAAUAGCUGUGAUUGACUAAUCGAAUCUUUGAAACUGAACGUUGGUGGUAGUACUUAAGUCCUCAUUUGAUUGGCUAAAGUUAAUGGUAAGCUUGCUAUAUUCCCGUGCUUUCUCCCGAACAUGCCAGAUUGUCAACGUCCUUUUUUUUUAAACUUAAAUUUAAAUUUUUAAUUUUUUGCUGGCUAUUAGAGGUUUGGUGCUUCGAUUUGGUAGUGGAAGGGGUCAUCUGGGUUCAUGUUAUACAUGGUUUGUCUCAAGCGUUAGUUGCGUUGUCUACUUACACUCAUUAUAGAAGGGUUUUUUUUCCGUAGUGCAUUUGUAGUUAAUCCCUUUUAAAACCUUACAGUUAAUGAGCAUUGGCAGUUGAGAAUAGGUACAGAUGUCCUUGGUUGCUGCUUUUUGUUGUCUGAAGUAAGCUAUUUCUACAAUCCCCCGCCCCACUUUUUUUUUUUUUUUAAACAGUUCUUGGUCUUUUCUGUGAAAUGAUCCAUUUUUGACCGAUAGUUGAUUCAAUAUCAGAAAUUGGUGGCAGAAACCAAAGCCAGAUUGGCUUCUACAUUACUGGCAGCGUGGGCAUUACCUGGGAACUUGUUAGAAGCUUGUUUCAAUCCCCAUGUAGGGCUGGAGUCUCUGUAUAUACCUCAGAUGAUUGUCAUGAACACUGAUUUAGAAAGCCUAGGUUGUUGGUUUUAGUCUAAUCAAUAAAGGCAUCCUGCUUGUGAACUGUUACAAGGAGUGAGCUUUUGCAAAAUGUAUGUUUAUUUUACAGAAUGAAAUAUUCUAUGAAAUGUUCUCUAAAGCAAGUGCACAGAACAAUCCCCUAAAAUAGUUUGAUUUCUUUACAGAUCAGUUUUCUCAAUGCAACAUUACAGUCACAUGGGAAGGCUUUAGAAAAAUCUUUACCUGGUGUUCAAUGAGACUAAUAGCAGUCUGUAGAGUGGGCCCAGGGAAUGUUAAUUAUUAAUAUUCAGGUGCUUCUAACAAACAGCUGGGGCUGAGACUCCUUGCUACAUAAAUUUUAACACUCUCAUUAGCUCUGGUUUGACUCCAGACUUAGCACAGUUUUCUAAUUGAAUCUGUUUCCUUGUAGUUUGCCCUCAGAAUAUACUGGUCUCUAAAGACUUUCUGGCUUGCUUGACUAUCUUUCAACACCUGACUUUUAUAAGAAUUUCUUAGGGCAACACUAACGUAAGGGUUUUUUUUUUUGUUUUUUUUGUUUUUGAGCCACCAAGGUCCUUUCAGUGAAAGUAUCAAGUUUUUAGGGAUGUUACAAGGAGGAACACAUACCAUCCUGGGCUGCUUGGCAUACAACCAAGGUAUCUGUUUGCAUAUAGAACCCUUCCUUUACAGAUUAGCACAAGGCCCUGUUUGGGUAUUCAGCAGAUCCUCCUUUAUGACCUUUAUUAAUUUAGCAACUUGUCAUUUUUUUUUCACAUAUUGUUUUUAUUUUAAAAACUUAUUUGACAUUCCAGAAUAUAUGGGAAAGGAGAUAAUAGUUUAAUAAAACCUAUGUUCCUCUCAUCCAGCUUCAAUAAAAACAUUGGCUUAA
Cercocebus atys (sooty mangabey) is the source of this 4099-nucleotide messenger RNA. RefSeq lists its product as uncharacterized. The record is from RefSeq and is a predicted model, not a curated record. Gene Ontology annotation, cellular component: nucleosome. Gene Ontology annotation, molecular function: DNA binding; protein heterodimerization activity; structural constituent of chromatin. Lineage: Eukaryota; Metazoa; Chordata; Mammalia; Primates; Cercopithecidae.